UAAGAAACGCAGAAGUUAAAAAGGAAAGUUCGAACUUUCAGGAAACAACUACUGAAUUGGUGAAAAGACAUGUAAAAGACAUGCCUGUGAAUCCCAGAGAGGAAGAGUCAACCCCCCUAGUCAGAGACCGGGGGGGCAGUCAGAGGUCCAGCUCCAGUGUGGCAGCCGGCUUACAAGUGCACAUCUACUUUUUUCCUGAUCCAAAGAAUACGACACCAAUACAAAUUCCACCUGGACAGAUAAGUGCAGAAGAUGUCUGCAUCCAAGCAGGAAAGAGAACUGGAAUCUUACCAGUGUACCUGAGCCUUUUUGGUUUAGCUUCUGCAGAUCUGUCAUUUUGGUAUCCGCCAUCACACAUGUUCGACUCAGAUGAAAACUUAGCCGUUCACUUUAGAGUAAGGUUUUUCUUUGAAAACUGGUUUGGCCAGGGAUCAAGAACCUCUUACCGCUACAGUCUGACAAAGGACAGAAUCAGUCCAGUGCUUGACUACAACGUCAUAGAUUACCUUUUCGCUCAGUUGCGAAGUGACUUCAUUGCGAGUAAAGCAGGAAUCAUUCCACCGUUGAGCACCCAGGAGGAAUGCCUCGGCCUUGCUGUGUUGGACUUGUGGAGAAUGGCUAAAGAGCGAAGACAGACUAUAAGAGAGCUCUGCAAGAGUGUCAGCUAUAAAUCAUGCCUUCCGAAGUCACAUCGAGACGACAUUCAGAAACGAAACCGCCUGGAUCGCUUUCGAAUCCGGAACACCCUUAAGCGUUUUUUGAAGAAGCUUGGCAAAUGCUCAGUAGAUGAGUACAGCUUGAAACUCAAAUACCUAAUUGAACUGGCUGGCAUUGAGCCCUCGCUUGGGAGUGAAACCUUCAAAGUCAACCGUUCUUCCACCUACUCUGAAGCAACUUUCACUCUCCUACGAGUCUGUGGGGAGACUGGAAUUCAAACAAGUCACCCUGACCGUGCCCUGGAAUGGCAGACCUUCUGUGACUUCCAUGAAAUUGUAGAUAUCAGUAUGAAGAGGAUCUUAAAUGAGAUGGUCCCCCAAGACAGCAGGAUGGUAACGAUAACUCGGAAGGAUGACAGAUACUUGGAAGCCAGUUUCCAGAGUUGCAAAGAGGCACUUUCAUUUAUGUCUCUGAUUGAUGGCUACUUCAGACUAACCACAGACUCAAGCCACUUCUUCUGUCAAGACAUUGCUCCGCCAAGCCUUCUGGAGGGACUCAAAAACCAUUGUCAUGGCCCGAUCACAUCAGAGUUUGCAGUUAGCAAGCUGAAAAAGUCAGGAUGCAAAGGUGGUACCUUCCUUAUCCGGCAGAGUCCAAAGAACUAUGAGAACUUCUUCCUCACCGUUUGUGUUCAGACCCCACUUGGACUUGAUUAUAAAGAUUGUCUCAUCAUAAAAAAUGAGAACUACAGUCUUCCCGGUGUCCCAAAAUUAUUUUCCAGCUUGAGGGAACUCACCAACUAUUAUCAACACAACAAGCUGCUGUUGGCCGAAAUACCUGUCAAGUUAACCUGCUGCUGUCCACCUCGACCCAAAGAACUCACCAAUCUCGUAAUCGUACGAAACAGUAGCUUGUUUGAACCUCAAGGGUCACCCACAGCUGAAAGAAACAAGUUCGGUCACAUUCAGAUCCACAUGAUCAAAUUUGGUGACCUCAGUUGGAGUGAGAGCCUGGGACAGGGCUCCUUCACUCGGAUUUUUAAGGGCUACAAAACCGACAUCCGUGAGGGAGAAAAGCACCUGACUGAAGUUAUUCUGAAGGAGCUCGAUUCUGCUUACAAGAACUGCUGGGAGUCACUCUUCGAAGCUGCCAGUUUGAUGAGCCAGAUUUCUCACAAGCACCUCCUCCAUGUUUACGGCGUCAGUGUUCAUGGAGCGCAAAACGUCAUGGUUCAGGAGUUUGUGAAGUACGGAGCCCUUGACCUCUACUUGAAAAGAGGGACAUCUGUCUCAGUGAGCUGGAAACUCAGCAUAGCCAAACAGCUUGCAUGUGCACUCAACUUUCUGGAAGAGCAAAACAUUGUUCAUGGCAAUAUUUGUGCCAAAAACCUGCUGCUUGCAAGAGAAGGUGACCCCUCGCUGGGCAGCUCUCCUUUCAUCAAGCUGAGUGACCCGGGCAUCAGUGUGGUCAUGAUGGGCAAUGAUGUUAUUCUGGACAGGAUCCCCUGGGUGGCCCCUGAGGUGCUUGAGGCCCCAGACAACCUGACGCUGGAGUGUGAUAAGUGGAGCUUUGGUGCCACUAUGUGGGAAAUCUUCAACGAUGGAAACUCCCCGCUGAGGGGCUGGAACCUAGAUCAGAAGAGGAGUUUUUACGAGAACAUGCAGCAGCUGCCUCCAUCCCAGUGGACGGAGUUGGCGGAUCUGAUCGGUCAGUGCAUGGAGUACGACGCCGCCUUCAGGCCUUCGUGUCGCAGUAUCAUCCGUCAGCUCAACAGUCUCAUCACAUCAGAUUACGUGAUACUUCACCCCACUGAACCGGUGACACAGAGCCCCAUGUCCAUAGCGCCCAACCCUGCUACACAUGAUCACACACAGUUUGAGGAGAGACACCUGUGCUACAUCUCCCAACUGGGAAAAGGAAACUUUGGGUGCGUUGAGCUUUGCCGAUAUGAUCCUUUGGGCGAUAACACCGGCGAGCUCGUGGCUGUGAAGAAGCUGCAGCCUAACAAAAUCUCAAAUCAAGAGGAUUUCCAGAAGGAGGUUAAAACUCUCAGUGUUUUACAUUGUGACUACAUCGUCAAAUACAGAGGAGUCUGCUACAGCAUGGGUCGCCUCAGUAUGAGUUUAGUGAUGGAGUACCUGCCCUAUGGCAGCCUGAAUGGCUACAUGUGGACUAACCGAUAUAACAUCACCACCAGGCGGAUGCUGCUUUUUGCCUCUCAGAUCUGUAAGGGGAUGGAGUACCUGCAGACGCUGCGUUAUGUCCACCGAGACCUUGCAGCCAGAAAUAUCCUUGUGGCCAACGACUCGUUGGUGAAAAUCGCUGAUUUUGGCCUGACCAAAGUUCUUCCCUUUGACAAGGAGUACUACCGCCUCUCACAGCCUGGGCAGAGCCCCCUCUUCUGGUUAGCUCCAGAGUGCCUCAAUGAGAAUAAAUUCUCCCACAAAUCCGACGUCUGGAGCUUCGGGAUCGUUCUGCACGAGCUCUUCUCCUACUGCGACAAUAACUCCAAUCCCAAAGUGCUUUGUCUGCGAGCGAUCGGACAAAACGUCCAGGGGACAUCUAUUUCGAUGCAUCUGUCAAACAUGCUGGCGAACAACUGGAGGUUACCUAGUCCUCCAAACUGCCCUUCCGAGGUGUACGCACUGAUGAAGGACUGCUGGACAUACGACUUCGAUAAGCGGCCGAUGUUCUGCGACCUAUCAAAAAAGGUUGAAAAUAUGAUCCAGAGUGACAGAUAAAAAUCUGGGAAAGAAGCCCUGCUAAAUAAUACAGAGGCAGCUGAUCUACAGCAGCAGUAUUGAAUGAUGGAUUUUAUUUAUUAUCUCAGUUAAAGCUACGCCACUGACAGAGCAGCAUUUCCUUCUUUUUUUUUUUCUUUUUUUUUGGAAGCCUGCACAUAUUUUGUUACUCAUUAACAGGAGCCUACGUAGAGGUUUCAGAGGAAGUCACUUAAGUUGCUUAUUAUACCUAAAAUUAUAUGCGAGGAGACGUGUGGAACUACAUCCAACUGGUGAGAGUCAGGUUAGCAGAUUUUAACGUUACCUACAGAAAUAGGUAAAAUCACUUUUUUAGUGAUGCAAAGCAAUGAAAUGAAUCUGGUCAUGGAAAUCAAUUUCAAAUUUCCUUCACCUUGUUGAGGUCUAAUGGACUCACUAAGUAAAAAUAAUCGUCACUGGUUGGAUAAUCAUGGAUAAUUAACCUUUUUACAGCAUAUUUCUAAAUCCAAAAUAAGCAAAAAUGUAAACAAUUUUCAUGCAGCAAAUAUAAGGAUACACCUUUUCUGUAGACUUCGAUUUUAUUUGUCGAUAAAACUCAAGUAUUAAAAGGAAAUAAGACAAAGGAUGUGUUUCAGAGAAUUGACAGCAGUUUAAAUUAUGUUUUAGGUUUCAUUAGAUUCAUGUUUUAAAUAAACUUAUAAUUUUGGUAAAAUAAGGAUUUUCAUUUAAAGUGUUUGUUUCCUUGUGUUUGGUCUGAUUUACUGAGUAAAUAUUCAUGUUGUUGUUCUAUUACUCGUUUAAAUACCACUUUUCCUGUUGUACAUUUGUCAUGAAAUGUUAUUAAAGAUAAAUUUGC
Messenger RNA from Fundulus heteroclitus (mummichog), 4233 nucleotides. It is a transcript of the gene jak3, whose product is annotated as Janus kinase 3 (a protein tyrosine kinase, leukocyte). Gene Ontology annotation, cellular component: cytosol; cytoskeleton; membrane. Gene Ontology annotation, molecular function: ATP binding; non-membrane spanning protein tyrosine kinase activity; cytokine receptor binding. The transcript is spliced from 24 exons. Lineage: Eukaryota; Metazoa; Chordata; Actinopteri; Cyprinodontiformes; Fundulidae. Gene Ontology annotation, biological process: cell surface receptor signaling pathway via JAK-STAT; intracellular signal transduction; cell differentiation. The record is from RefSeq and is a predicted model, not a curated record. The coding region runs from base 81 to 3398 and encodes 1105 amino acids.